CUUCUGCUCCCUCAGAUCAUCUUCUAUGAGGACAGAAACUUUGGAGGCCAUCACUAUGAGUGCAUGAACGACUGUGCUGACCUGCACUCAAUGUUUGACCACUGCCGCUCCAUACGCGUGGAGAGCGGCAUGUUCAUGAUCUACGACCGACCGGGUUUCAUGGGGAACCAGUACUUCAUGAGAACGGGAGAGUAUUCCGACUACAUGGGCAUGACUGGCAUGAAUGACUGUGUCCGGUCAUGCCUCAUGAUCCCCUUUCACAGAGGCAGCUUCAGGAUGCAGCUGUACGAGCACUUCGACAUGGAUGGUGAGAUGAUGGAGUUAACGGAUGACUGCCCAAACCUCAUGGGUCGCUUUCAUCUCGCCAACUUCAACUCCUGCAACAUCCUGGACGGCCACUGGCUGGUGUACGAGCAACCCAACUACAGGGGGCGCCACUACUACUUGAGGCCCGGCCAGUACAAGAGCUUUAGUGAAUGGAAAGGUGCAAACUCCAGGAUUGGCUCCAUCAGACGUCUGAUGGAUCUCUAAGAAAGGGUUCUCAUAAAAUGCCUGCUCUUUUCCAUGUUUCACACGCUGAUGAAAAUGGCGUCAGUGCUCAAGUGGAUUCAAUUUUGCUCUUGCUCUUUUCAUUUGAAGGGCAACUUCUUCCAGAAAGAUGUAACAUGCCUGGAUAUUCUGACUCUGACCAGAGGAAUAAAUAAAAUACUCCCA
Messenger RNA from Xiphophorus hellerii (green swordtail), 714 nucleotides. Its product is annotated as gamma-crystallin 2-like. Lineage: Eukaryota; Metazoa; Chordata; Actinopteri; Cyprinodontiformes; Poeciliidae. The record is from RefSeq and is a predicted model, not a curated record. Gene Ontology annotation, molecular function: structural constituent of eye lens. The transcript is spliced from 2 exons. The annotation marks the transcript as partial. Gene Ontology annotation, biological process: visual perception; lens development in camera-type eye.